This is a messenger RNA of Brassica oleracea var. oleracea, 1500 nucleotides long. RefSeq lists its product as uncharacterized. Bases 1 to 1500 code for a protein of 499 amino acids. Gene Ontology annotation, molecular function: acetylglucosaminyltransferase activity. The record is from RefSeq and is a predicted model, not a curated record. Lineage: Eukaryota; Viridiplantae; Streptophyta; Magnoliopsida; Brassicales; Brassicaceae. The transcript is spliced from 7 exons.
AUGGGAUCACCAAUGUGCGACCAUUGCAAUAUGACAAGUGCCAUUGCUCAUUCUUAUUCUUUAUCCUCUUAUUCUCCAAUUAUCUCGAUCCGUAUGAUGAAUUGCAUACUACUUUCUGUUUUAAUUUCCUUUGUAUACCUUAUCGUCUCCCUUUCCGUAUCAAUGCUUCAGCCUAAAGACACUAUUAAUGCCUACUUCUCAUCUUCUCAAAAUCAACCUCAGAGCCUUACAGAGAUAGAUCACAUUGUCUUUGGGAUUGGAUCGAGCUUGAACUCGUGGCCUGCACGUAGAGAUUAUGUUAAGCUUUGGUGGGAUACUCAGAGAAUGAGAGGGUGUGUCUUUGUUGAUAGUCCUUUGUCGUCUUUGGAGAACAAUACAGAUUCUCACCUUCUCCCUCCGAUUUGUGUUUCUGAAGAUACGUCACGGUUUAGAUACACUUGGGCAGGCGGUGACAGAAACGCGAUUCGGAUCGCGCGGUGCGUUUUAGAAACCGUAAGGAUGUUCAAUGCCUCCGCAGAUGAAGUAAGAUGGUACGUGUUUGGAGACGACGACACGAUAUUCAUCCCGGAGAUUCUGGCAAGAACGCUCUCUAAAUACGACCACAGAUCAUGGUACUACAUAGGAGCUACCUCAGAGAUUUAUCACCAGAACUGGUUGUUUGGAGACGACAUGGCAUUUGGCGGUGGAGGGGUCGCUUUAAGCAGCUCGUUGGCUAACGUCUUAGCUAAAAAUUUCGAUUCUUGUAUCGAACGGUAUCCACAUUUGUACGGAGGAGACGCUAGGAUUCAUGCUUGUGUGCUUGAGCUUGGAGUUGGAUUGUCUCACGAACCUGGCUUCCAUCAGUUUGAUGUAAAUGGAAAUGCAUUGGGAAUAUUGACAUCACAUCCAACGAGACCGUUGGUGUCUCUACACCACAUGUCUCACAUUGACCCACUUCUCCCAAACUCAACUACUUUCUCCGCCAUCCAACACCUCUUCGCAGCCGUAGAACUUGAUCCUCUCCGUAUAUUUCAACUCUCGGUUUGCUACGACCGUCGGUACUCUUGGACCAUCUCUGUGUCCUGGGGAUAUACUGUUCAGAUUGAGAGUGGGCAUAUGUUUCUUCGUGAUGUUUUGCGAACACAACAAACGUUCCGACCAUGGCAAAAUUUCGGCGGGUUAGCAAGUGUGUACACAUUCAACACAAGAGAGUUUAAUCCUGAUCCUUGCAAAAGACCUGUCACUUUCUUCAUGGAACAUGUUUCUUCUAGUACUCCCGAUGAUGGAACUAUUAAAAGUGUGUAUAAGCAAGCUUACGAGAAUUGCACGUAUGAUCCCAUUUCAUCGCCUCGCAAAAUUGAAGAGAUUAGAGUGUUCUCGACAAGAUUCGAUCCCGAUAUCAGAAAAUUGAAGGCUCCCAGAAGACAGUGUUGUGAUAUUUUACCUACUUCUUCGACCGAUGGAAAAGAUCCUCCGCUGAGGUGUCCGCCAUCACGAGUUCGAGACCCGGCCACGGAAUGA